CGUACUACUUCGACUGAUCCACUGCGCAGAACCUCGCAGUAAGUUACGUGCACCACUGCUAAUCUCACCAUUUAGAUUGACUCUCUGCGUAUUUAAGUCAGAUCACCGUUCAUUCAGGUUUUACUUUUUGUCCUUUCAAUAACGAAAAAGAUACUUGUAAAGUGUAAUAACCCCCAGUUAAGAAAAAAAACCUUAUUCCUUCGUGAGUUACUAACUUCAGCUGAAUCAAACUUCCGUGCGUCUUAAGAAGAAGAUGACCUAUGAGGGUGCAACGUUGACGUCAGCAGCAGCGAUGGCGAUGACGCGGAAGCCGUCGUGGAGAGAGAGGGAGAACAAUAGGAGGAGGGAGAGGAGGAGAAGAGCUGUAGCGGCGAAGAUUUAUAACGGUCUCAGAGCUCAAGGUAACUUUAAUCUUCCCAGGCAUUGCGACAACAAUGAAGUGCUUAAAGCUCUUUGUUCUGAAGCUGGUUGGGUGGUCGAAGAGGACGGAACCACUUAUCGCAAGGGACAUAAGCCUCUUCCUGAUGACAUGGCUGGAUCAUCUUCUCGUGCCACUCCUUACUCUUCUUAUAACCAAAGUCCUUUUGAAAGUCCCAUACAUUCUUACCAAGCCAGCCCGUCAUCUUCUUCAUUCCCGAGCCCUCGUGGUGGCGACACACACAACAUCUCCACCAUCUUCCCUUUUUAUAGAAACGGUGGGUUUCCUCCACUUAAAACCUCAAACAGUGCUCCUGUCACUCCACCUGUCUCAUCUCCAACUUCUAGAAACACUAAGCCAUUACCAACGUGGGAGUCUCUUACCAGACAGUCCAUGGCCAAUGCUGCUAGACAACGAACGUCAUCUUUCAACUACCCGUUUUAUGCAGUAUCAGCACCUGCUAGCCCCACUAAUCAUCGCCAGUUCAAUGCCCCGGCUACUAUACCUGAAUGUGAUGAGUCUGACUCCACUAUUGAUUCGAGUCAGUGGUUAAGCUCUCAAAAGUUCUCACAACAGCCAUUCCGUGGUGGCUUUGCAGUGCCACCCUCUCCUACCUUCAAUCUUAUGAAACCCCUCUUACCAGAACUAGUAUCUUCAAACAAUUUAACAGCACCAGAGAUUGGUCAGAACAGCCAAGUUAAGCCAUGGGAAGGGGAGAGGAUCCAUGAUGUGGCUAUGGAGGAUCUUGAGCUCACACUUGGAAACUCUAAAGGUCGUAGUUGAGAUGAAGAACGAAAGCUCGUUGUGCCAUGCUGAAAGAAAUGAUUAAUGUAUCAGUGAGUGUGUUUCAAAAGCAUUAUUUAUAGAUAAAAUGUGUUGUAAGAUGUAUGUUCAUAUUAUCAUUCCGUUUAGAUCUUGUAAAACAUUACAUAUAUUUUAUUAUUAAGUGGCUUCA
Molecule: messenger RNA, 1373 nt
Organism: Raphanus sativus (radish)
Lineage: Eukaryota; Viridiplantae; Streptophyta; Magnoliopsida; Brassicales; Brassicaceae
Product: protein BRASSINAZOLE-RESISTANT 2-like
Exons: 2
Coding region: 254-1201 (315 amino acids)
Biological process (GO): DNA-templated transcription; brassinosteroid mediated signaling pathway
Molecular function (GO): DNA-binding transcription factor activity
Source: RefSeq, a predicted model, not a curated record